Olea europaea var. sylvestris is the source of this 7069-nucleotide messenger RNA. RefSeq lists its product as uncharacterized. NCBI's taxonomy places the organism in Eukaryota, Viridiplantae, Streptophyta, Magnoliopsida, Lamiales, Oleaceae. The coding region runs from base 314 to 6748 and encodes 2144 amino acids. The transcript has 15 exons. The record is from RefSeq and is a predicted model, not a curated record.
UCAUCGCUUUAGCACAUUUCUCCUCUCAGAUGUGCACAUUGCAAAGUCGCCUCGCCGAACAUCUGAACCCACACAAAUCCGCUCACUUUCUCUCUCUAUCUAUAUAUACAGUGAAAACAUAUACUAUCUGUAUGUAUACCUGUGUUGUUCUGGUAUUUUUAGUUUGUUAGACGACGGCGUUUGGAGUUAGGGUUUUUGGUUAUGAAGGAAUUAGUGGACGUACAAUUCGGGUGGAAUUGAGAGGUCAACGGUGAGGAUUUCGUCUCCGGAUGGAGGGAGGUAGCGUCUCUAGACUUUCUUCUGGGAAAUACAGAUGGAUUAUAAUGACAAUGACUAUGAAGGCCAGAAUCUUCAUUUAGCUGGUGAAGAUAGCUCCAAAAUAUCUUCGGUUUUGUGUCCAUAUGCUCUUCCUAAGUUUGAUUUUGAUGACAGUCUCCAGGGGCAUUUAAGAUUCGACAGUUUGGUUGAAAACGAAGUUUUUCUUGGAAUUGCAAGUCAGGAAGACAAUCAGUGGAUUGAGGAUUUUUCUCGGGGAAGCAGUGGAAUUGAGUUCCACUCCAGUGCAGCAGAAUCUUGUUCCUUGCCAAGGCGUAACAAUGUCUGGUCCGAGGCAACAUCAUCUGAAUCUGUUGAAAUGUUAUUGAAGGCAGUUGGACAGGAGGAGAUGGUCCCAGGUGAAGCUAUAGUAGAGGAAACAGACCCAGGUGAUCAAUAUUGUGGCAUGAUGGAACCAAUGGAAAGUAACCUGAAGCACGAUGACAAAAUUGUUGGCACCCAGGAUCCCAAUCAAUCAUUAACGCCAGGUGAACAUCACAGAGAUGCUUCUGUGUUGAAUCAGAGUGCAGGAGACCCAGGUGUUCAUGUGGAAUGUUCGUUACAUGCUGAAGGGAUGAAAGAUACUGCUGAUGAUAGUUUAGAAGUUGAUAGUGAGAAAAGUAGUUCAGGUGAGACUUGGAAAAAUUUGCGAAGUGAUUCAGAGUGUAUUAAUGAUGGUCAAGGGGAGCCCAAUGCUUCUAGGGAUAAAAUGCAAGAAAUUUUAUCUGUUCCUGGGAUACAAAAUGAUAUUAUGGAGAGCUCUUUGCAGAAAGUUACUGUGAGUGUGGGGGAGUUGAAUGAUCUGGACAAGGGUUGUGAUGUUAAAACUGUGAGUUUGAGUGGUUUGGAUAAAGAUAUUUUUAAGAGAUCCAAGUUAGAUAAGAAAGAGUUGAAUACAGAUGACGAAAUGAUGGGUGGAAGUGAUGCUGAAACUGUUAACUCAAAGUUGGGUGCUGCUUUUGGGGUUGCAUCGGAGACUGGAUCUAUAGAAGAGCGUGUAGUUGAAACCAGUAAAUUUGAGAAUCCAUCCCGUGUCAUGGAGAAGGGAGACUCUUUGCAGCUGACAUUAGAACGGUGCAAGGAAGAUUGUGAUGACCCUGGCGAUGGUAGCAUACGCGCAGCUGUGGCUCUCUCUGUGGGCACAGAGGUUAAACAGCAGAUCUCUGGUGAAAAUAAAUUAGACAAGGGGUCAUCUGUUUCCAUUCAACCAGAGGGCUGUAUUGAGCAUAGUACAGAAGGCAGAAAGGCUGAUGCCCUUGAAAUCUGCUCCAAAUCUGAGCUGAAGAAGGCUUCUGCUAUUCCAUCGCCAGAUGGACAGAGGAGUUCUAUUGAUAAAGAAGAUAUUUAUCAUGGAAGUAACAACCUGCUGGAGGCUUCACCUUCCACUUUUGAGGCUUCCACGUUAUCUGAGGUGCAAGGCAAUCCGUCAGAACAGGAUAAUGAAACCCUUGUUAAUCCUGCAAACAAGCUUGAUAAUUUGACAGUUACAUCCGUUGCUGGUGGAUGUGUUGGGGAAAAUCCAAUAAAUGAGGAUAAGAAAGAUGCCGAUGAUGAUCCUGGGAUGCAUACAAAAGUUCUAAACGAUGAUGAUGAUCAUAAUGGCUCAUCUAUUCUGUCUGGAUCCAUGCAAAUCUAUGAAGAAACCAAUCCCUCUAUGCAGACAGAUUCUCUUAAAUGUGAUCAGGGUCUUUCUGCAGGUCAGAAUCAGAAAGGAGAUGAGAAGUCACAUUUUGCUUGGAAUGAUAUGGGUUGUGAUAACAACGUGAAAGAGGUAGGAUUCACCAUUCCAGGUGAGGGAGUUAAAGAAAAUAUUGACUCAGUUCCUGGCUCAGCAUCCAAAAUUCACGUUGGGGAGCAUCCAGUUCUGAACACUGAGAUGGAAGAUACAAACGUGGCAUCACAGGUUGAGGAUCACAAUGAAGAGCUCGAGUUGCCUUUAAAUGAUGUGGAAUCAGUGCACAAAGAUGAGAAUGAAGAAACUGAAUUGAAAGUCCCUGCAGAACCAAGGAUCUCAAUUUUGGGGGGGACCUUGGAAAUGACAGAGAAGCCAACCCCUGUUUCUGAACCUCAAAAGGCUUCCCCUUGUGACUCUGCUGUGGAGGCGGGAUUUAAGACAGUCAAUCAAUCUAUUCCUGUGAUGGAGACUGCUGAUGCUGCAACCUGUGAUAAGGCCAGUCAAAAAUCUGAGAAUUUGGAAGCAUGUCCUGUGAGUGAAAUGAUUGUAGAAGAAGGUAAUGGCUCUGAAUCAGCACCUUUUGGGAAGCCAAUGGACAAGAGGAUUGAAAGAAAUCAUGGAGCUACUUCUUUGAUAGAUCCAGGUACUGGUGGUUCUGCGGAAAUUGAUCAAUCUAACCAGGUUUCUUCAAGUGGCAUUAGUUGCUGUGAGCAUACACAAAGUAAAAGAGAUGAACAGGAGAGCCUUCAAGGGAAUGUGGCUGAGAAUGUUCACAAAUCUGAAGGUGAAACACGCACUCAUCCAGGAUCAAAGGAUGUCUCCACUGAAGAUGGGACCUUUACUUUUGAUGUCGAACCACUGGCAUGUCGAUCAAAGGGAGAACCUGGCAAAAGUUCACAAUCAUUUCCCAAUAUUCAAGCUCAGAAAAUAUCUCUGGCUGUGGAGGGAACCCUUUCUACAUCUAGUAACCGUCAAGUGGAUGUUAAGUUAGUGCCAGAAAUUUCUCAUAGAAAUCCACUAGCACUUGAUGGGAGGGCACCCCCUGGAGGUCUUAAAGGUCCCUCUGAACGUAAAGCAAGGCGUGGUAGUGGUAAAUCUGUCAAAGAAAGUGGAAAAAAGGGAGUAAAGGAAACGAUACCACUGAAACAGAAUGAGAGGGGAGAGAAGUCACACGUGUCUUUGAGCCCAUCUGUGACAGGUCAACUCAUGCAAUUAGAAAUUGGAAAUGUUGAACGCGGUGCUACAAAGGCAAGUGGGAAUGUCUCUGUACCUACCUCUGACCUGCCAGAUCUGAACAGUUCUGCUCCUGCGUCUGUACUCUUUCGUCAGCCUUUUACAGAUUUACAGCAAGUGCAACUACGAGCACAGAUUUUUGUUUAUGGAUCCCUUAUCCAAGGAGCAGCACCUGAUGAGGCUUGUAUGGCGUCAGCCUUCGAUGGAGGGAAAGGCAUUUGGGAGCAUUCAUGGCGUGCUUGUGUUGAAAGGAUUCAUAAUAAAAAAUCUCAGGGAAAUAUAUCUGAAACACCUGUACAAUCACGUUCAGUUGCUAAAGCUUCAGAUCAAGCCAGUAAACAGGGUCUAUCUCAAAGUAAAGUACCUGCCUCAUCUGCAGGUCGAGCUAGCGGCAAGGCUUCCCUUUCAACGGCAUUUAAUUCCACGAUCCCUCUUUCAUCACCCCUAUGGAACAUAUCUACCCCAUCAGGUGAUGGUCUGCCUAGCAAUGUGAGCAGAUCUGCUAUUUUUGAUUACCAGGCUGUUUCUCCUUUGCAUCCUUAUCAGACUCCACCCAUUCGGAGCUUUGUUUCACCUACCACUUCUUGGCCAUCGCAAGCUCCCGUUCCUGGACCGUGGGUCGCUUCCUCACAAAGUUCUGCCUUUGAUAUUGGUCCUCAAUAUUCUGUAUUUCCUGUCACUGAACCAGUAAAAUUAACCCCAGUUAAAGAAUUAUCCAUUCCUAUUACUUCUGGUGCAAAGCAUGCAUCUCCCAUUCCGGUUGCUCAUUCCGGGGUUUCUAGUACCUCAGCAGUGCCUUUUUCCCUGGUUGACAUGAAAAAAGCUUCAGUAUCAUCAAGCCAUAAUUCUACUGGUACAAAGACUCGAAAGAGGAAAAAGACUUCUGGUGCUGAGGAUCUUGUACAAAGUUCUGCCGCAGCUACUCAGAGGGACCUAGUUUCUGCACCUGUAUUAGAUAGUCAUUUGUCAAAGAAGGCUCCUGUAGUGGAAAAUCUUAACCAAUUCUCUCUGCUUGCCCGAAGUGAGGCAGAAACAGUGCCUGCUCUUAAUGUUAGUAGUCAUUAUUCUACUUCUGUUACCAUAACAACUCCAUCUACUUUCGUGCCGAAAAGCAAUGCCGAUAAAUUUUUGGUUGCUGCAUCUCCGUCAAUUUUUAGUGAUAACCCAAGUAGGGGGGAAAUAAGUAUGGAGAAGAGGGUAAUAAAUCGGGAUGAUAUUAACAAGGUUGAGGAGGCAAAGCUUCAAGCUGAGUUGGCUGCUGCCCAGGCGGCCACUUCCAUCGGUCACUGCCAAGGUGUUUGGAGCCAGUUGGAUAAGCUAAAGAAUGCUGACUUGACGUCUGAUGCUGAGGCUAUGUUAGCUUCUGCUGCUGUUACCAUAGCAGCUGCUGCUUCUGUUGCAAAGGCUGCAGCUGCAGCUGCUCAGAUUGCUUCAGAAGCUGCAGUGCAAGCAAAACAAAUGGCGGAUGAUGCAGUGCUCAAGCAUGGAACUGCCAAUACUACCAGAAACAAUAUUGUUUCUCUUCCCAUGUUUGCACACAUUCACAAUCUGGGUAAUGCGACUCCUGCAUCCAUUUUGAAGGGUGGGGAUGGAAAUGGCGGUUCCAGUUCAAUCAUAUCUGCGGUUAGGGAAGCUGCUAGGAAAAAGGUUGAGGUUGCUUCAGCUGCCACAAGGCAUGCACAAAAUUUAGAUGCAAUUGUCAAGGCUGCAGAAUUGGCAGCCGAAGCAGUAUCGCAAGCAGGAAAAGUUGUAGCUAUGGGUGAUCCUUUGCCUUUGAUUGAAUUAGCAGAAGCUGGCCCAGAUGGUUAUUGGAAGGUCUCGCAUGCACCUUCUUUGCAGGUUUCAGAACCAGAUGACAUGAAUAGAAAUGAAUCUAACAACAAAUAUGUGAAUCAACAUGAGGAAUCUGACAAGGAAACAGUGGUUCAAAGAGCACUAACCAGAAAUAUAACUGAUGAUCGAAUCAUGGCAGAAGAUAGUUUGAUUGCCUCUGUCAAGCACAGGGAGAAUAAUUCAAAAGCACAAAAGGACCGUCAAACAUCUGACUCAGCUAAAACCAUUGGCAUUGUUUCUGAAUCGGAUAUUGAAUCAAGAUCCAAGUCUUCCAUUCGUGAUCGAAAUGGAAAUACAGCAAUCAUAACAGAAGGUUGCCUUGUUGAGGUUCUAAAAGAUCGUGAUGCUUUAAAUAAAGUAUGGUAUUCAGCAAAAGUAUCGAGUUUGAAGGAUGGGGAAGCCUUAGUUCAUUACACCAAACUCCAAUUUGAAGGAUCAGAAGAGCUGAAGGAAUGGGUACCACUGGAAGCAGAAGGUGAUAAUGCACCGAUAAUACGCAUUCCACAUCCUACGACCUUUGUGCAACUUGAAAGGACUAGGAAGAGAAGCAGAGCAGCUUUCAAGGAUUAUGCUUGGUCUGUUGGAGAUAGAGUUGAUGCAUGCGUGCAAGAUUGCUGGCAUGAAGGCAUGAUUACAGCAAAAGAUGAAAAAGAUGAAACCAGUUUAAGUGUCAGUUUCCCAGCUCGAGGAGAGACCUCUCUUAUCAAAGCAUGGAAUCUCAGGCCGACUCUAAUUUGGAGUGAUGGACAAUGGAUUGAAUGGUACAGAUCGAGACAAAAUGGUUCUUCACAGGGGGAGACACCUCAGGAGAAAAGGUUAAAGCGAGGAAGCAAUGCUAUUGAAUCAAAAGGGAAGGGGAAGAUGUCAAAAGACAUUGAAUUUGUGGAACUUGGGAUGCAAGAAGAAUCAGGACUACUUCCAUUAUCUUCUAAUGAGAAAGUUUUCAGUAUCGGCACUACCAGGGACGAGAAUAAGGUAGACACGACGAGAACAAUGAGGUCUGGGUUGCAGAAAGAUGGAUCUAAAGUUAUAUUUGGCGUCCCUAAACCUGGAAAGAAGAGGAAGUUCAUGGAUGUUAGUAAGCAUUAUGUUUCAGAUAAGAGCAACAAGACUAACGUGCCCAGCGAUUCCGUGAAGUUAGCUAACUGUUUAAUGCCUCAAGGAUCAGGAUCCCGCGGGUGGAAAAAUAGUUCUAAAAUAGAUUCGAAAGAGAAACAAGCAGCUGAAUCUAAAUCCAAAAGUCUUAAUCCUGGAAAACCACCUAUUCCAAGUAGGAUGUCAUCUCGUAAGGAUUACUCGACCUACUCAAAAGAUGAGAAUGAAUCAGGUGAGCGAAAUCUGACUGCAUUUGGAACCGUUUCUAAUGUUAAAGAGGUAGCUGAAGGACCUGUUGUAUUUUCUUCUCAAGCUUCCUCCCAAGAGAUUCGUAAGAGAGCACCAUCAGCAAAUACAAAGUCUGACCGAUCCAACAAAGGAAAACUCAUUCCUGCUGGUAGGAAGCCAGCAAAUAAUGAUGCUAAUUACAGCUCUGCUCCUGAAGUAGUUGAACCCCGUCGAUCAAAUCGCCGAAUUCAACCAACAUCAAGGCUAUUGGAAGGGCUGCAAAGCUCACUGAUUAUCUCAAAGGUUCCAACUUCUUCCCAAGACAAGAUUCACAGAAACAUCAGCAAGGGCACAUCUAGAAGGGAAUAAUGAAUUCUGGAUGACAUGAGUGCUGUCAAAUUGAUCUCUUUGUGGGAUUGGAUAGAUCAAGUGUCGAUUGCAUAUGUUUUUAGUUUAUUUAUUAUCAUAGAGGUUGAAUCUGGGAAUAGAAAUGCUCGCUCGUGUGUUCCUGCUGUAAAAUUUAGGUGUACUAGAUGUUCAUAUUGAUUUAGUUGCUUAUAGAUUCAGAACGAUGAUGUGUUUUUGUUUCAAUUGGGAUAGGCUGUAUAUGAAAAUUUCGAUUUUAGUUUUGCAAGAAGCAUUGCAGGACAUCUAUUUAUAGGAAAUCCUUAGAUCUUGCAGUUUCAUUCA